CAAGCAUGAAGAUGGCGGGAAGAACUGUUGAAGUGUGAACUGGUUUAAGCUUUGUGGGCCACUUGUGGAAUUUUGGGAGAGGCUGAGACAAAGCAAUCUCUGAACUUUCGGUGUGUGUUUUUAAGUGUUUUUUUGGACUAUCGUCUUCUCUCUUCCUAUAUAUAUCUCUCACCAUACUCCGCCAUUUUUACUCUACCCAACCAACUUCUCUUCUCUUCUCUUCUCUCUUCUUCACUGCCACCAUAUUUUUCAGCCAAAUACUAUUAGUCCCCAUCCAUUCAUAAUUUUAACAACUGGGUACGGUAAAAGAUUCCAUUUUUGGAAGUUUUGACCAGCUUCUGUAUGCAACUUUUUAGUCUCUUGUGGAAUUCACUACUUCAUCUUGGCUUCUGGGUAUAGCUUAAGUUUCAGUUUUUCUCUAGUUUUAGCAAUUUUAUUUUGGGAUUAAAACAUUGUGGGGGGUGGUAGGGUUUGAAAUUUUGACAAUAAGAAGAAACUCUUUCAGAACAAUGAUCUUGAUGUUCAACGGGUGCAUUCUCUGGAGGUUGCACUCAAUUCUUUACAACAAGUCUAGUGUUGAUAAAAGCUUCUAUUUUUGGAUUUUCCAGAUCUUUAAUAGAUACACUUUAGGGACUUAGCGAGAGAGUCUGAUACACACAGCCCUCCUGCUCUGUUUUGCUCUGUUAUUGUUUUCUCUCUGGUUCUUCUGUCUUCGGUUUCUUUUUACAUAAAGUGUCCCGGGGAAGUAAAUAGAUUUGGCUGGAGAGUGUAAAAAUGGCCUCUUUGCCACCUGGUUUUCGGUUUCAUCCAACUGAUGCGGAAUUAGUCGGAUAUUACCUGAAAAGAAAAGAAGAGGGGCUUGAAAUUCAGCUUGAAGUCAUCCCUGUCGUCGACUUGUACAAGUUUGAUCCUUGGGAGUUGCCAGAUAAGUCAUUCCUUCCAAAGCGAGAUAUGGAAUGGUUCUUCUUCUGUCCAAGGGAUCGAAAAUACCCUAAUGGUUCAAGGACAAAUAGAGCCACCAAAUCGGGAUACUGGAAAGCCACUGGAAAAGACCGGAAGGUUGUUUGUCAAUCUACUUCUGCAACUGGGUAUCGGAAGACCCUUGUUUUCUACCGUGGGCGUGCUCCUUUAGGAGACCGGACUGAUUGGGUAAUGCACGAGUAUCGGCUCUGUGAUGAUCUUUCUCGUGGAUCACCAAAUUUUCAGGGGGCUUUUGCUUUGUGCCGUGUUGUUAAGAAGAAUGAAAAUUCACAGAAGAUGAGUCAUGGAGAAUUGAAAGGCAAGAGGGUUGGAAGCAAAUCGAGCUUUGAGGAUUUAACCUCCGCAAGAGUUUCUAAUGAGCCUUUGAGCAUAUCCAGUGACAUUUCUUCUCAAGCAAGCUGCCUGUACAAUGAGAGUCGCUAUUCAAGCCCUAGGACUUCUCCUUCUCCUUAUGAAGUCACAACAAUACCCGAGCCUGUGCCAGCUCCAAUGGAUUCAAAUCCUGCUACUAUCUGGGUCUCACCAGAGCUAAUCCUUGACUCAUCAAAGGAAUAUUCACAGGCCCACGAAGCUGCAUCCAUUCCACAGAAUGAGUUUCCAAGCUCAAUGACUCCAUGUAACUCAUAUGAGCACAAGGAAUUCUCCCCAAGUUCAUCAUACUCGAAUUUCAAUGGAGAAAUUGAAUUUGUUGAAGAUCUCAGUCGAAUUGGCUGCAUGUCACCAUACUCAGGACAUGUAAAUUACUCGAGUUUUUAUUGUAAUGAAGAUAUGUCCUAUGAUGAUUAUGAUCAAACCAGUUCGAUAAAUUACUCAAGCCUCUUCUAGAAAUCACAGGGAAGAUCAUUCUUGCUCCUUCUUUCUCCGACGCUGAGUUCAAGCAACCAAGUAAAGCAUAGAAUUUUAUUUUGGCCUUUGGCUGCUAUGUAACAAUUUGGCUAUUGUGAUUUAAGGAAGGGAGGUCUUGUAUUGGGAUUUGUCAGUUAGUGUAACUUGCAUCUUCGAGGGGUCUCCGAGACAACGCCUUUUUAAUGUUAGAUCUUGGAGAGGAAAAUUAUGAGUAAAUCUCCUUAUAUGUUAAGUUAUGGUUUCAUUUUUCUGUCGAAGUCCCAGUUAAGUGGUUAUGUUUACUGUAUUAAGUCGGAUUAGUAGUCGAGGGUUGGGUUGGUCUGGUUUUAUGUUUAAAUAUUAAAAGAACCCACAGGUGGUCACUUUUAUCGAUUUCACCUGGAGAUGAAAUGGCGGAUGAGUCACAGUUUGUACUAUCUCUAUCAUCAUAGAAAUAAGCUUCUUUCAGCAUAUUGUAUGUUAACUUCUGAUAUAUGCUACAAAGGUUUGUGCUG
Mangifera indica (mango) is the source of this 2321-nucleotide messenger RNA. Its product is annotated as NAC domain-containing protein 71-like. The record is from RefSeq and is a predicted model, not a curated record. The transcript is spliced from 4 exons. Gene Ontology annotation, molecular function: DNA binding. The coding region runs from base 775 to 1806 and encodes 343 amino acids. NCBI's taxonomy places the organism in Eukaryota, Viridiplantae, Streptophyta, Magnoliopsida, Sapindales, Anacardiaceae. Gene Ontology annotation, biological process: regulation of DNA-templated transcription.